This is a messenger RNA of Drosophila grimshawi, 3406 nucleotides long. RefSeq names its product protein jim lovell (gene lov). The record is from RefSeq and is a predicted model, not a curated record. Gene Ontology annotation, biological process: regulation of transcription by RNA polymerase II. Gene Ontology annotation, cellular component: nucleus. The transcript has 3 exons. NCBI's taxonomy places the organism in Eukaryota, Metazoa, Arthropoda, Insecta, Diptera, Drosophilidae. Gene Ontology annotation, molecular function: protein binding; DNA binding. The annotation marks the transcript as partial.
ACAACAGCUGCAACGCCGCCUGCCACACCUGCCACGUCUGCAACAGCGCUCAGCGCUCAACCCGCGCAGGAUCAUUACAGCCUCCGCUGGAACAAUCAUCAGAAUCACAUCCUGCGCGCCUUUGACGCACUGCUUCAAACCAAGACACUCGUUGAUGUGACUCUCGUCUGUGCGGAGACCUCGAUAAGGGCACACAAAAUGGUCCUGUCCGCCUGUUCCCCGUUCUUUCAGCGCGUCUUUGCUGAGACGCCGUGCAAACAUCCUGUCAUCGUCUUGAAGGACUUUCGUGGAUGGGUUGUCCAGGCAAUUGUGGAUUUUAUGUAUCGUGGCGAGAUUAGUGUGCCCCAGCAGCGCCUGCAGACACUCAUCCAGGCGGGGGAGUCGUUGCAGGUGCGCGGUUUGGUGGAGAGUUCGGUGCCGGAACAUACACCAACACCGGCUGCUUCUCCGGAUGACUUCAACCUGCUGGAUGCUUCACUGCUGGCGACCAGCUUUGAGGACGACUCACCGUCGAUGGUGAUGAGACCCUCCACGGGCAAGUUGAUAAUGCCGACGCGUCUCUUCGCUGGUGCUGGCCAUGCGCCGAUGGCGCUCAGCUUACGCCGUAAGCGCGAGCAGGACAGCGAACGUGAGCCAGAAAGUGAUCAGGAGCUGGGCAGUGGCUCACCCAUGCCGAGACGCAAACAGGCGCGUCCGCGGCGACGUUCCGGCGAUGACUUUGCGCUGAGCAAGCCAGAGACGUGCUCGGAGACGUUGCCACUGCAAACUGUGAUCAAGGAGGAGCAGGAGCAGGAACAUGACACGAGUGAUAAGCAGCGCAACGAGGAUGAGGCAAUGGAACAGGUUGAGCAGCAGUCGCAGGAAAUCCACGACAACGAGGAUGAGGAGCAGGAAGAGGAGGAGGGUGGACAAGCUGCAGCUACAAGCGAGGUGGAGCACGCACUGCCCCUCAUCACGUCCAGCAAUCAGCUGGAUCUGGAUGAGGAGGAAUUGCAGGAGGAUGAACAUGAACGAGAGCAGCGGCAAGAUCGAACGGAAAACCAACACCAACACGAUCCAGAUGAGCCGGAGGAAGAGCAGGAGGAAGAGGAUGAGCAGGAAGACGACGAGGAGGAGGAGGAAGAACAGGACAUUGAAGAGCUGAUACACACGACGAAUGAGUUGCGUCGUCAGGCGGCUGUUGCCGCUGCCAAUGCGGCUGCCAUGUCGCCGUGUCCCAGCGAUGGGCCCGAGGAUCUAUGCACCACCAAAAAGGACAAAGACUCGCACUGCUCCUCCGACAACGAGAGCAACAACAACAACAACAACAGCAGCAAACUACAGGACAACAAUCAGCGCAUCAUGUUGUCCUUAAAGGAUAUUCGGCAAUUGAAUGCCAAGCCGAGUGCAAGCUCAACGCCCAACAGCUGUGCCCAUGGCAACAAUGGCCUGUUGUCUUUUCCACCGCCGCCGCCGCCACCUGGCCUACGUCCGCCGGACAGUCCACCCUGCCACAUGGAGGCGCUGGAGGCGCAAAUGCAUGCUGCAGCCGCUGCAGCUGCCGCUGCUGCCGCCGCUGCUGGUGUCGGUGACAAUCCCUUUCAUCACAUGGAGCAUCAGAUGGAAAUGUCGCUGGCCGCCGCCGCUGCCGCAGCCGCAAUGCACCGGGAGCGGGAGCGUGAUCCGCGCGAGACACGCGAGCAGGCGCUGCAGCGGGAGCACAACGCAUUCGCAAGUAAUCUGCUGGGACCGAUGGGUCUGCCCCCGUUUCAUGGACACAAUGGGGGCGUGGGGCAUGCGCCUCAUGAGCGGCUCGAGGAGAGCAUGAAUCGGUUGAGCAAAGAGUUUGGCAAGGAGUUUGGCAAGGAUUUUGGCAAGGAUUUUGGCAAAGAGUUUUGCAAGGAAUUUGCGCCCACGUCGCCAAUGAGUUUACCAGGCCACUAUAAUCCACAGGAUGGACAACCACAUCCGCCUUCGCCGCUGCCCUUUCCCGGUAUGUCCUCGGCGUUGACGCUGACGCCGCCACACAUGUUUGGCCUGGACUCGCCGCUUGGCUUAUUUCCGCCAGGCAUUGAUCCUGGCAAACUUUACAAUCCGCUGAUGGAAAUGAGCGAUCCACGCGAUAUGCCCGGCGGACCGCCACCGUUUCUCAAAAAGAAAAUGCCACGACCGAAGGGACAGCAUUCGGCGCCACGAGGCGGACCGCCCCGUUCCUGGACAAACACCGAGCUGACGGAGGCACUGCAGCACGUGUGGAACAAGAAGAUGACCACGUCGCAGGCAUCCCGCAUCUUUGGCAUACCCUACAACUCGCUGCUGAUGUAUGUGCGUGGCAAGUAUGGGAAGAGUCUGAAGUUGGAACAGUUGCGCAAGGAUUGCAUCAGUGGGCCGCCCAUCGAGAUGCUACAAAUGGGCAUUAGUGGAGGUGGCAGUGGUGGUGGCUCCAAGAGCGAGAAAAAGGAGCGCAAGGAGAAGGACAAGGAGAAGCAUGCAGCAGCUGCCAAUUCCAAUUCCAAUUCAGGCAACAACAGCAACAGUAGCAACAACAACAGCAACAACCACAACUCGUCUGGUCAUCCGAAUCAAGCGCAGCUCUCCCAUCAUCCCAGCGAUUUGGGUGCACUGGGUCCACUCGAUCUGGAACUGGGCUUGCCGCUGGGUCCGCCCGUUGGGCCGCGCAGUGGCAGCUCUGAGCCUGAUUUGCUGGGGGGACCCGGCGCCGGCCUCUUCAAUCCGUUCAAUCCGCAGGGUUUCUAUCCGGAUUUCGCAGGCGGUUUUCCGGGUCUGCCGCUGAGCAUGCUAAAUCUUCUGCCGCCAGCGGAGCGGCAUCAUGCCGCCGUUGCCAUGCAUCAUUUGGGCGUUAGCAUGGAUGAGGACUGCAAAUCGGUGGGCUCCAAGCAGUCAUCGUCGCUGGAUGAUGACUACAGCCUCUCCCUCGACCAGCGGCGGCACAGUGAGCUCUCCAGCAAUGGAACGGCGGCGCUAGCCCAGGCGGGUGCGGCGGCGGCGGCGGCGCAGGAUUGAAAUAUGUGGCGGGAUUGGGCUGCGAACCCAAUGUUUUUCCCGCCCUAUGAGCUGGAUGUGGCAGCUGCACACUCGCCACCCCCUCAUCCUCCCGCUACGCCGCCGCUGCCUCCUCCUCACCCGAAUCCUGCCCCGCAUCCGCAUCAUCAGGCUUGUCGCGAUUUCAAUUUCAAUCCGAGCUUAUUUGUGGCACGUCGCAAGCUGAAACGGUAUCGGGCCAAGCGUGUCCAUAUGCAGCUUCAAGCGCCAGUUGGCGUGGGCGUGGCACCGCCCCCACCCCCACCACCUCCGCCACCACCCCCUCCGCCGUCGCUGCGCAGCUAAAUCCAAAAACCCAAAAAAAUCCAACUGUGAACAUCGAGAUCGUGAUGUGAAAAUUGAAUGCAAUAUAUUUUGUGAAUUA